AUGAAUUUUAACAAACAGGAAUCCAUAAAAGGAAAGGGUAACGAUAACUCCCUAUCCGCCAAACUAAUUAACAAGGCAUAUACCCUAUCAGUUCAUCUGUGUGAUUACAUCAUAAGGCCACUCCUAUUUUACUGCUUCACACCCUUCAUAUUUGGAUAUGGACUUUACUACAAUGAUGAAUUUACGACGAACCCCUUUAAAUUAAUUCCGAAAAUAUUAAUCGGCUGA
This is a messenger RNA of Plasmodium gonderi, 228 nucleotides long. RefSeq lists its product as hypothetical. Lineage: Eukaryota; Apicomplexa; Aconoidasida; Haemosporida; Plasmodiidae. The record is from RefSeq and is a predicted model, not a curated record. The transcript is spliced from 2 exons. Bases 1 to 228 code for a protein of 75 amino acids.